GACAAGAAGCUUUUGUGGAUGCGCAUUGAGUUUUGGAAAUAUGGAGGACAAAAUCACUCGCUCGCUUGCAUUUUUACCCUCCGGACUUUAUUUGAACCAAAUGUAGUUUUUUUUAGCAUCUGAACCAAUUGUAGUUGAGUCCGCACCUUUGCUUUGUUUUGUGAACCUCCGAUAUGCUCCCCCUGCUACUACAUCAUCAGCAGGGGAAGGGACUUUAGGAAUGGUUUUUUUUAUAUAUUAAAGAAAAGAUAGAUAAGAGAUGUCGAAUUUAAGUCAUGGGUUGGGGCGAGAUUUAGUUGACGGUAGGUUAGCAGUUAGCUACAGCACAUAAUUUAUGGUUAGAUGUAUUGUUGCUCAACCACAAUUUUUGGGUAAUAACUAUGAUGGAUUUAAUCUAUAAACUUUUAGAUGUGUGUUUUUUUGCAGUAUAUUGGAUUGGCCACAAUGGGUGCAGAUUCUUAGUUAAGUUCAGAUAUGUGAUUUAAGAAAUUUUGGGUUAGAUCUAGCUUAAGUAGCAGUUGUGCCGAUGCCAAAUGUAGUCCCAAUUCCAACAACUAGACAUUUAAAUUAAGAUGUACACACCUGAGGGAUCUUAAUUUUGACUCAUAUCCCAAAAUCUAGUUCUUUACAGAGACAAUGAAGUCCGAUUUGAUCCGCCAAGGUUUUGAUUUGAGUGGUUUUCCGGUUACCAUGCAAGAUUGAGAGCUCUACCCAGGUGCAAUGGCCGAACCAGGGGGGUGCCAGCAGGGGCCUUGGCCCCCUAGCUCCAGUAAAUUUUUUAGCUCCCUCUGCGUAGUAACAAUUCCACAGUGCAUACAUGCAGUCCAAGGUGAAAAAACACAUAAGUUCAAAGAGAAAGAUAGCUAGCUGCCCCAGUAGAUACCAAAGCCUUUAGAAUCACUUAUUAAUUUUUUUCAAUUUGCAUGAGAUUGACGAGCUAAAGGAGCAAUUAAUUGCACUGGAAACACAAGAAGAUCGAUUUAUAUUAAGGAAUUGAGUGUUAAAUGGCUAUAACUUAUCUGCAUGUGGUAUCCAUCACUUGUAGGAUGCCUACACGUGGACGACCAACCCCGUGCUACGGGUGCAUUAGCACAGCUAUUUAUUGAUUAUUCUCUCAUGUGAAAUUUUCAUCUCUAUAGGUUUUACUCCCAUUAUAAGUAUUAUCUAAAUCCUUAGUAAAGGGUCAAAAUGAGGGUUUCUUCCAAAUCCGAUUCACCAAUGAAACCAAAGAAUUUGGCUUCACUUUGCUUCUAGUUCAUAUUCGUCUCAGUUUGUAAAAUGAUUUUCACCCUUCAGUGCUUCGAUUUGCGUAAAAGAUAUGAAGGCAGAGUUAGUACCUCCCAAACGGUUCUAAAUGUGUAAGUAACAAAAAAUUUAGCUUGCAUACAAUUAGCUUUAUGUAGGUUCUUUUGAUAGUAUAUAUUGUGAGACACCGAUCGCGUUUGUCCGGCCCCCCUCAUGACAGUUUCCUGGUUCUGCCACUGCCCAGAUGGAGCAAGGACUUGGGAGUCUUAUAAAGGCUUGACACGCUAUUUUUCUUUGGACCCUGAGAAGAGUUUUUCUGCCAUUGGGCAUUGAUCAUGGAAUCGUUUUGCUAAACUGUUGCUGUGGGAGUUAGUAUGUCUGUGUCAGAUGAAACUGUUGGUUGUGGUUAAAUUUUUGCAGUGGUGGAGACAGCGUGGGUCUGAUUUUGCUUUGGGCAUUGCAAAACAAGGCCCACUUUGCCUACACCAUAACAUUCUGAACUGGUGAUUCUGAAGGGGAACGCUACAAAAUAAUGAACCUGCAGAUAUGUCAACAAUACCGGAUAAAUCUGUGGUAUACCACGGAGAAGGAAUGUUUUCCAAGGAACAUCACGGGGGUGUAGAAGUGAGCAAGAACUGCCCUUUCCAGGUCAAAGGGCCAGUAGGGCCCAAGUACAUGACGUUCCAAAUGAUGCGGCACUGGAUAAUGGAUGCCUUUAAGGUAGAUAAAGCCACUCACGACAUCACCCUGCGGUACAUGGUGUGCGUGAAAAAUACUCAGUUACCACGCCGGCAUUACUACAUGCUGGUCGAUAUACCUGGGAUCUAUGCAUGGGCAACAUUUGUGGAUAUGACAUCGCGCUUUGGUGGAUCAUUUGUGCUCUACGCCCAGUGGCAUGCUAAAGCCACAGCACCUGAUCCUGUUUCUGAUGGAGCCAUCACUGGCAACAGCGGAGCAGCGACGGGGCCUGCUACAGCAGCAAUGGUGGCCGCACCCAAAGAUCCCGCUGUGAUGCAUGGACACGAUGUGAGCUGGCCACUGUGCAAGCACGGCAAGCCGUGCAGCAUUGAGACUUCAUGGGGUAAUCUUGAUCCGGGCCGACGGUUCUAUCGCUGCCGUCUCUCCCCGGCAGGCAAAGAUUGCGGGUUCACGCAGUGGCUGGAUGACGAGUUCCCUGAGAAGGCGACCAAGCACAUCAACAGCCUCCUGAGCAGUGUGGAGUGCCUGGAGCAGGAGGUCGAAAACCUCCAGGAGGAGAUCGACGAGUUCCAUCACCGGUACGUGAUCAGCAGCAACUGUGCUCCUUGCGACACCCAAGGCAGCAGGCCUCGCCCGCGCCAGGUCCGUAGAUUGGUCAAAAGAACACGCUAGCUUUUGUGAGUUGUGUCAUCAGUUGCAUGCUGCAGGCUCCCAGAACUCAAUAGAGUACCGUAGGCUAGUUUCGUCUUGCCAUGGUGUGUGUUUCGUGUUCAGUUGUCGUCAGCAGUUGUUCAGUGUAUCGCGUUGCAUGAUCCGUAGCGUAGCUGCAUCGAUGAGUAGAUUGGUUUGACCUGCUGGCUGCGGUUUCACUCGUUAUUGUUCUAGAUGAGUUUGUUUGUCUGAACAAUCUGAAUCGUGUGUAUGUGAUGCCAUUGUUAAUUGCAUAUCUGGUAUUUGAUCUGGCCCCAAA
Messenger RNA from Panicum virgatum (switchgrass), 2914 nucleotides. RefSeq lists its product as uncharacterized. The record is from RefSeq and is a predicted model, not a curated record. NCBI's taxonomy places the organism in Eukaryota, Viridiplantae, Streptophyta, Magnoliopsida, Poales, Poaceae. The transcript is spliced from 3 exons. The coding region runs from base 1792 to 2616 and encodes 274 amino acids. Gene Ontology annotation, molecular function: zinc ion binding.